Anopheles coluzzii is the source of this 2092-nucleotide messenger RNA. Its product is annotated as modular serine protease-like. The record is from RefSeq and is a predicted model, not a curated record. The transcript is spliced from 4 exons. Lineage: Eukaryota; Metazoa; Arthropoda; Insecta; Diptera; Culicidae. Gene Ontology annotation, biological process: proteolysis. Gene Ontology annotation, molecular function: protein binding; serine-type endopeptidase activity. The coding region runs from base 12 to 2027 and encodes 671 amino acids.
CGUCCAAACAAAUGAUUCGCAAACGAAAGUGGCCACUGUGUGCAGUGCUUUGUGUGGCUGUGGUACUACUUGCCGCGGGCGCAAACGCAGCGUCAUCGUACAGGCGCGAUCGUCGAAAAGUGUGCAACUACUACGAGUGGAAGUGUGCGAGCGGCCAGUGCAUCGAGUCGCACCAGCAGUGCGAUGGCGUGAUCGACUGCAAGGACGGAUCGGACGAAACGUCCGCCAGCUGUGCGUUCAUCCGGUGCCCCAGCUACGCCUUCCGCUGCCAGUACGGGGCGUGCGUGGACGGCAAUGCCCUGUGCAAUGGGGUGCGGGAGUGUGCCGACCACUCGGACGAGCAUGCCCACUGUCCGGGCAACAGUGGCACCAUACUGGCGGCCCACGGGAACUGCUCCAAUACCGAGUUUUCCUGCCGCUCGAGCGAAUGCAUCCCGGCGGAUCAGGUGUGCGACGGGCAGGAGGACUGCCCGGACGGGACGGACGAAACGCAGCCGCUCUGCAGCCUCGUGUUCUGUCCCUCGUUUUCGUUCCGCUGCAGCUACGGGGCGUGCAUCGGCGGCUACUCCAAGUGUGACGGUGUGGUCGACUGUCGCGACGGGUCGGACGAGGAUGAGCUGCUGUGUGGGCGACCGUUCCCCUCGACAACGCCACGCCCCGUGACGACGGCGCCGACUUCCUCGACGACGACCACAUCGACCACAACGGUGGCGCCGGUGGUGAAGGUGACAGGACCGCCGGGAUCGUGCGUCGUGCCAAGCGCUCCCCCGAAUGGACGGUUCGUGCUGGACGAAACGGCCCAAACUGUGCCGAUACUGGCGGGAGAGUUUAUCGAAAACUACAACUCGGUGCAUGUGGUGUGCGGGGACAAGUACACGCUGAAGGGUGCGGCCACCAUCGUCUGUCUCGAUGGCGAGUGGCUGGAACCGUUCCCGGUGUGCGAGAAAUACUGUUCCGAAAUUCCCAUCAACGGCAUCACGAUCGAACCGUUCUGCGAGUACCAGCGGCGCCAGAUCACCUGCAAGCGGCCCCUGCCGCCGACGACGCGCGUCCGGAUCGGGUGCCGCGUCGGCUACCAGAAACCGCUCGAGCCCGUCAACGAAACGCUCAGCUGCGUGGACGGCUCGUGGGACGGUCCGGUGUUUCGCUGCGAGCCGGUCUGCGGCACACCGACGCCCGACGCGGAAGCGUACAUCAUCGGCGGCCGGAACGUGUCCAUCGCCGAGGUGCCGUGGCAUAUGGCGAUCUACAAAAACCUGCACGACGACACGCUGGACGAUCUGCGGUCGCCCGACUGGCAGUACGUGUGCGGCGGCUCCAUCCUGACCGAGCGGCUGGUCGUGACCGCCGCCCACUGCUUCUGGGCCACGGAAGGGUUCUUCGACAAGCGCUUCUUCCGGCUGGCGGCGGGCAAGUAUCGGCGCGACAUUGCCGCCAUCGAGGCGCUCCCGGCGCAGUACUUCCACAUCCACGAGAUACUGACGCAGCCCCAGUACCAGGACUUUUCCGGCUACUACAAUCUCGACAUUGCGAUCGUGGUGCUGAACGGGUUCAUCUCCUUCCGCACCUACAUCCGGCCGAUCUGUCUCGAGCGGAAUCUGCGCACGGAGAGCGAGAAGCGCAUCCGGCCGGCCAGCGUUGGGCGGGUGGCCGGUUGGGGGUUUACCACGUCCACCGGGAACCUGAGCAGCGUGCUGAAGGUGAUCGACAUCGCGACGGUGGACUACGUGACGUGCAGGGAGUUUUCGCCCGUCGCUUACCGGCCCUUUCUGACGGGGGAUAAGUUCUGUGCCGGCAGUCCCCGGACCGGGACGAGCGUGUGCCAGGGCGAUAGUGGCGGGGGGUUUGCGCUGGGUAAGGAGGAGCCGGGUGGGGGCGAUACGGUGUACUACCUGUACGGGCUGGUCAGCUCGGCGCCGCGGGCAGCGGACGGUGGGUGCGACAACAACAAGUACGUCGCGUUUACCGAGGUGCAAAACUACAUUCCAAUGAUACUGGACGCGGAAAGUCGGUAUCCCGUGAUAUAAUGGGGAGAGUGGGGGGGAGAAAGGGAGAGAAAGUGAUUAAAACCGCCCCCAAGGAGAAAAACUCA